Molecule: messenger RNA, 3312 nt
Organism: Heteronotia binoei (common prickly gecko)
Lineage: Eukaryota; Metazoa; Chordata; Lepidosauria; Squamata; Gekkonidae
Gene: CCDC24
Product: coiled-coil domain containing 24
Exons: 9
Coding region: 275-1510 (411 amino acids)
Source: RefSeq, a predicted model, not a curated record
UCUCCAUUCAUGCCAAUAGCAAACACCGCGUCUCCCCAAUCCGCAUCAUGGCUCCUAAAGGCAUGAACUGGCAAAAGUCCAUUAACUGCACACUGAAGCCAGAAGCAUAAAUCUAUUUCUCUCAGAUAGCAUCGCGUUUCCUAAGGCAGCAUGGGCGCACUCACAUGUUCCCAAGAACUUUCCUGGGAUCCCUUUCUCCACUCCGCUGGUUAGGUCUUUGCGACGCGGUUGCUUUAAGAGGAGAAGAUUCCGAGGAAAGGGGCGGGGCGUUUCCAUGGAGGUGGCGGGUUUAUGCUGGCGAGAGGGGGACAAAGUAUGCGUAGGGGGAUUGGAAGAGAGCUUUAUGCUGGAGUUGAAGGUUGCCUCCAUGUUGCCCUUCUUUGAUCUGUCUGGGCAGCCCUUGCAACCAGUGCCAUCGCUCUGGAGGAUGCUGGAGGAACAGGUAGCACCCAGUGAAAGGCUUGAGAUGAAGACCAUCUUGGGGAAUGAUACCGUGGAACGGAGCUUGGAGCUGCAUGCUGAGGUGCAGACUCUGCUGGAAUUCUAUCAGGAGAUGCAGCUGGACCACUCAAAACUGGAACGGAGUCCUUCACAAGCAGCUGGCAGCUUGCUUUCUGCUCCACCCCACCUUAAGGAGCUGAUGAGGGAAGAAAUCCGCCUUCUUUUGAGAGGCCUUCAGCAAAAAGCACUGCAGGAGGGCAGGGACCAAGAUUGUGCCAUUUCUAAAUACAGCCCCCAUGUGGUUACCUUUGCUCUGAAGGGAGAUGCUGGAACUGGACAGCCUUCCUCUGGGAGCAAUGCCCUUAUCCGGCUGCUGCCUCCCAGAACCAUCAGUGACCUGGGACUCCUCUGCAAUAAACUGAAUAUCAACCACAUUAGUGAGGUAGCCUUUCGACUUCGGACCCUGCUAGAAGAGGAAUGCUGUGCUUUAGAAAAGUGCAUCUCCCAUUUGCAGUGUCAGCUGGAAAAAGCGCAUUACCAGGCUGCACAGUUGCUAGAGACAACACAGGAGCCCACCAUGGCUGAACUGCAAGAGGAGAAGCAUGUCAUGGAGCGAGAUUUGCAGCUGAGCUGGUUUCCAUUGUCCCCUAGUCUUUCCCUCAUGCCACAGCUGCUUGGGAGUAGCAGCUACCAGCCUCAGCCUAGCCAUUUGGAAGGUAUUACAAAAGGGCCAGAUUUUGUGGAGACCACUCCUGCUUCUUUACCCAGUCUCAGAAAUCAAACCACUGCUUUAUGCCAUCAGACACUUCCCUGGAGGAACCACUCAGAAAAAGGCCUGCAAGGAUGGCUGCAGCAAGAGGAACUCAGGCAAGCAUGGAAAGACAAGGACACUCAGAUUCACAGCCCUGUGAUUGCAGCACCUCCCAAGAGAAGUAGUCUCAGUUCAGCCUGCAGGAUAGCAAUAGCAGAGGUGGUCCCUGCCUUCCACCCAACACCUCCCCCAGAACCCUGUCCACUGCCACGCUUGUGCCCCCGUACUAGGCUGCUGCAAUGCAAAGGGCCCAGCUAGGGAAACGAAAUCACCCUCUUCUCCCUAACAUCUCAUUUUCUGCUCUCAUUAUGCACUUUGUUAAGGGCAGCUUGCACUGUUGUUUCCUGGGUUUAAUUGCUAUUACUUUGGCUAAUCUUCAUGUACCGGUCAGGGGAGUUCUGGGGAUUCCAGGGAAGUAGAAAGGCGGUAAUGAGUCUCUUUCAACACUGGUCAUCCUCCUGCAAGCACCCCAAAGACUGAGAUUUUUCUCCUUCUCACCCCCAACCCACAGUAGUUGUGUUAGCAUUGUGGGGCACGUGUGCCUCUUAGAGCUUCCCCCCCAUUCCAAGAAAAAUAGACUGCAUCAUCCUAGGCUCAGGAAUAUAAAUUUCAUUAAAAUCUAUCAGACUUUAAAAAUCUACAACUGGGAGAGUCACAGUAUGGGAGACACAUCACAAUUAUUGCUGUGAACAAGAAGAGACGGCAAUGGCAAUUGCCAUACUCGACGUAAGAAGGAAGGACAGACAUGGAACCAUGCAUUAAAUAGUGCAUCACUGGUGCGGGGAGGGAGGGAAAGACCGGGUGCUAAAGUCUUAGGACAAAAGUACCACCCUGGCACUGAGCCAUCUGUCCUCCCUCUGUCUGUUCAUGAUGCAGACAUUUGGCACUUAAUCACUGGCCACUGUGCCAAUAGCACCGGAUGGCCACCGUGCCAGUAGCACUGGCUGCAACAGUUACCCCAUGGGAAGGAAACCAGAUGUGCCUUUGCUAAUGGCAUCAUGGCUACACCGCAGCAAUUGUGCAUGAUCAAGAGAUGAGUGGUGCCCCCUGCAUGCACCAUUUGGCACAGCAAGGUGACUUGGUGGCAUUGCCACAGGGUAGAGAUCAGGAUAGUAACUGCCAGGGCCUCCUGUCCCCUCCACUCAGCAUUUCUAGGGCUAAAGUGCAGGCAGCAACACUGAAAUGGAAACAAAGGGAAGAUGAGGCUGGAAGACAGAACCAUUAGUAACAUCUACCCACCUGAACCAACACAGGCCUUGCUUUGUGUCAGGUUUUACAGCCAGACAUGGGGCCAAUGCCUCUGGCUGACCCCUCCACGCCUUGGGCAGGGGGCUAGCAGUUUCUGCCUCCCCACUAAUACUGGAGGAGUGGGAUGCAUGGAGCCCAGGCCUGGCUGGGGACAGCCUAUCAGGAAGGUUGUGCUUUGUUUCUUUUGUGCUUCUCCCAGGUGUGUGGACGGGACCCGGCACAUCAUCUGUUCUUAGCACCAUGGUUGGCUCUGCACCUUCCCCUAAAGGAUGGAGCAGGGCUAGGUCCCAAUGGGGUCUUGCCAGUACAGUACCCCUUCAGUCAAGUUCAUUGCUCCUCUCAGAGGAGGGGCAUAAAACAGUGCUUUAGAAACCCUUCCUACCCACCACAGGGCUCAAGUGUCAGGUCCCUAGAGUCAGUUUCAAGAAUAACGGGCUUGGAUGAGCGCUCAGAAGAUGCUGUAGGAACAUUGGUGCAUUGGUUUGCAACUGUUGCCCAGUGUAUGUGAUACUGUUCUGGAUUUGCAUCAUGGUCACAUGAUGCAUAUAGAUGCUUGGUGUGCAUGUAUGUGUGAGAGAUGGUGUGUGUUUAAAAACUAAACAUAGCUCUGGAUGUAUGUGUGAGAUUGUAUGUGUGUUGCACCCACACAUAUGCGCAUGCAAGCAAGGUUAGGUUAGAUUGAAUAUGAGCACAUGCCUGACUUACAGUGCUCCCACUUCCUCCCUGACUGCAGCUGAUAUUAGGAAGAGAUCUCUCACCCAUUCUGCCCUCCAGUUGUUCAUCUGUUAAACCUAUUAAAUAGUUUCUAGCAA